Mercurialis annua (annual mercury) is the source of this 1297-nucleotide messenger RNA. RefSeq names its product probable pectinesterase 67. Bases 114 to 1175 code for a protein of 353 amino acids. Gene Ontology annotation, biological process: cell wall modification. Gene Ontology annotation, molecular function: pectinesterase activity. The transcript is spliced from 3 exons. Lineage: Eukaryota; Viridiplantae; Streptophyta; Magnoliopsida; Malpighiales; Euphorbiaceae. The record is from RefSeq and is a predicted model, not a curated record.
GAAAUGAAACAAACCACACAAGUUUCUGUUAAAACCCUCUAAAAAAAGAGAGACAGUGAAUCAUAGCUUCCAAAACAAACAAGGACCUCACAUAAAAAAAGGUAUAAUUGUUGAUGAGGGUGAGGAAAAUGCAGCAGAGAAUAAGAAGAAUGAAUAGAAUGAAUGCUUGGGUUUGGCUGGGGAGCAUUGUAGGGAUCGCGAUAUGGCUAUCGGGGAACGCGGAUGCCUUGUCUGCACAGACAGUAAUAGACUCUCCUCUAUUGACACAAAAGAUUGGCACCAACCGAACCAUAAAGGUUGAUAUCAAUGGAAAGGGAGAUUUCACGUCCAUCCAAGAAGCCAUCAAUGCGGUGCCUCAGAACAAUUCCAAAUGGAUCAUCAUCCAUGUCAGGAAAGGAGUCUACAGAGAAAAGGUUCACAUCCCCAAAAACAAACCUUACAUUUUCCUGAGGGGCAAUGGGAAAGGCAGGACAGCCCUCGUCUGGUCAAUGAGCUCCGUCGAUAACAAGGCAUCCGCCACCUUCACUGUUCAAGCCCCCCACUUCAUUGCUUUCGGUAUCAGUUUCAAGAACGAGGCUCCAACAGGGGUCGCUUUUACCUCACAAAACCAGUCCGUCGCAGCAUUUGUGGGGGCCGACAUGGUUGCCUUCUACCAUUGCGGAUUCUACAGCACCCACAACACUCUUUUUGAUUACAAGGGCAGACACUACUACGACAAUUGCUACAUUCAAGGCUCCAUCGACUUCAUCUUUGGCCGCGCCAGAUCCAUCUUCCAUAGCUGUGAGAUCUUUGUCAUCGCCGACAUGCGCGUCAACAUUCUGGGCUCCAUUACUGCUCACAACAGGGAAUCAGAUGAUGAUAGUGGCCUUGUUUUUGUCAAGGGAAAGGUUUAUGGUAUUGGCGAUGUUUACUUGGGAAGAGCCAAAGGUGCUCACUCCAGGACUAUUUUUGCAAAGACUUACCUUUCUAGGACUAUUGAUCCCAAAGGCUGGACCAAUUGGAGCUAUAAUGGCCCCACUCAAAACAUGUUCCAAGCAGAGUACAAAUGCCAUGGACCAGGAGCUGAUACCACAGGCCGUGCAGAGUGGUCAAAACAACUUACUGAAGAAGAAGCUGAACAAUACAUGUCCAUUGAUUUCAUAGAUGGCCAACAGUGGCUUCCUGUUUGGAUUUGAAUUCUUUUCUUUUAUGUAUAAUUUUGUAUCAUUCCAAUACUUUUUUAUAUAUGUUUUUUACGCACCAUAUUUCAACUCAAUGCUUCAUUUGUUUUUGCUGUAAUCUCAACUUCUAACCUCCA